Messenger RNA from Bactrocera tryoni, 1937 nucleotides. It is a transcript of the gene CCT2, whose product is annotated as T-complex protein 1 subunit beta. Gene Ontology annotation, cellular component: cytosol; chaperonin-containing T-complex. The record is from RefSeq and is a predicted model, not a curated record. The coding region runs from base 87 to 1694 and encodes 535 amino acids. NCBI's taxonomy places the organism in Eukaryota, Metazoa, Arthropoda, Insecta, Diptera, Tephritidae. Gene Ontology annotation, biological process: protein folding. The transcript has 4 exons. Gene Ontology annotation, molecular function: ATP binding; ATP-dependent protein folding chaperone; ATP hydrolysis activity.
AGCAUUGACUCAUUCGCCAUUUUUAUUUUUUUCCAUUUGUCUUUUUUGGGUGUUGCUGCAGACGAAAACUUAAAAAAUCGCUAAAAAUGGAAAUGUCUUUAAAUCCUGUGCGCGUGCUUAAGAGCGAGGCGCAAGAAGAAAAGGCUGAAAUGGCUCGCCUGUCAUCUUUUAUAGGAGCUAUUGCUAUCGGUGAUCUUGUAAAAAGCACUUUGGGACCAAAAGGUAUGGACAAGAUUUUGGUAGCGCAUGGUCGCAAUGCUGGCCAAGUUGAAGUUACAAAUGAUGGUGCCACGAUAUUACGCGCUGUGGGAGUAGAUAAUCCAGCUGCUAAAAUAUUGGUAGACAUGUCGCGUGUGCAAGACCAAGAAGUUGGAGAUGGUACUACUUCAGUUACCGUGCUUGCUGCUGAGCUUUUACGGGAAGCCGAAAAAUUAGUGGAACAAAAAUUGCACCCACAAAUUAUCAUUGCCGGUUGGCGUUUGGCUACCCAGGUGGCACGUGAAGCUCUUACACAAGCUUCUCAAGACAAUUCAGCCAAUGAUGUCAAGUUUAAAGAAGAUCUACUAAAUAUUGCGCGGACAACAUUAUCGUCAAAAAUUUUACAUCAACAUAAAGAGUUUUUUUCAAAAUUAGCUGUGGACGCGGUUCUGCGACUUAAAGGCUCUGGAGAAUUGCAUGCAAUUCAAAUAAUAAAGAAGACCGGCGGCACAUUGGAUGACUCAUUUUUAGAUGAUGGUUUUCUAUUAGACAAAAAACCAGGAGUACAUCAACCACAACGAAUUGAAAAGGCGAAAAUUCUAAUUGCGAAUACACCUAUGGACACUGAUAAGAUCAAAGUAUUCGGAAGUACUAUCAAGGUAGACUCUUUGGCGAAAAUUGCCGAUUUGGAAUUGGCCGAAAAAGAGAAGAUGAAGGAUAAGGUGCAGAAAAUCUUGAACCACAAUUGUAACGUGUUCAUUAAUCGUCAACUUAUUUACAACUACCCUGAGCAAUUGUUUGCGGAUGCCGGCGUUAUGGCUAUUGAGCAUGCUGAUUUCGAUGGAAUCGAACGUUUAGCUCUUGUUACUGGUGGUGAAAUCGUUUCCACUUUUGACAACCCUUCGCUGGUCAAAUUAGGUGAAUGCGACGUCAUCGAACAGGUAAUGAUUGGUGAGGACACACUUUUGCGUUUUAGUGGAGUGAAAUUGGGCGAAGCUUGUACAGUUGUGAUACGUGGUGCAACGCAACAAAUCAUCGAUGAAGCUGAUCGGUCAUUGCAUGAUGCCCUAUGUGUUCUAGCUGCUACUGUAAAGGAAUCGCGCAUUGUAUAUGGUGGCGGUUGUUCAGAAGCUCUAAUGGCUAAUGCCGUUUUCAAAAAGGCUGGAGAAACCCCAGGAAAAGAAGCAAUUGCAAUGGAAGCAUUUGCCAGAGCUUUGUUGGCCCUGCCAACAGCUAUUGCCGACAAUGCCGGUUAUGAUUCAGCACAACUGGUAUCAGAAUUACGUGCUGCCCACGCACAAGGUAAAUCAGCCAUUGGCUUGGAUAUGGAAAAGGGUAAAGUAGGUGAUAUGAAAGAACUGGGAAUUACAGAGUCUUUCGCUGUUAAACGUCAGGUAUUAAUGUCCGCAUCAGAGGCAGCUGAAAUGAUAUUACGCGUGGACGAUAUCAUAAGAUGUGCCCCAAGACGGCGUGUUCCUGACCGUGGUUACUGUUAGAUUAAGUUUUUUAUUAUUGUAUUAAAAUACUUGCUUAAGCAAAGUAAAACUAUGUACUCCUUAUCUGUUCAAAUUAUUUCAUUCUACAAACAAAGCGUAAAAAAAAUUAUUAAUAUCUGUCCCCAAUGCUGUCCGCUCUAAUCCAUUCUCCAGAAAUUCGAAACAUUGUACAGUUGACAGCUCUUGUUUCCGCACUUGUAUCUCACUAUAUUAAAAAUACUGAUUUUUAAAAUAAAUCUGUUA